Molecule: messenger RNA, 927 nt
Organism: Marmota flaviventris (yellow-bellied marmot)
Lineage: Eukaryota; Metazoa; Chordata; Mammalia; Rodentia; Sciuridae
Product: vomeronasal type-1 receptor 4-like
Biological process (GO): G protein-coupled receptor signaling pathway
Cellular component (GO): membrane
Molecular function (GO): pheromone receptor activity
Source: RefSeq, a predicted model, not a curated record
AUGGCAGGCAGUGAUGUGGCUGUAGGCAUCAUCUUCCUGGCACAGACUGUGGUUGGAGCUCUGGGCAAUUCCUCUCUUCUCCUCCAUUACCUGGUCAUUAACUUCACUGGGUGCAGGGUAAGACACACAGACUUGAUUCUUCAGCACUUGAUUGUGGCCAACUUGUUAACUCUCCUGUGUAAAGGAGUUCCCCACACAAUGGCAUCUUUUGGAAUGAAAGGUUUCCUCGGUGAUUUGGGGUGCAAGCUGCUUUUCUAUCUUCACAGAGUGGGAAAAGGUAUGUCCAUUGGCAGCACCUGCCUCCUGAGUGUCUUCCAGGCCAUUAAGAUCAGCCCUGGAGACGCCUGGUAUUCAGAGCUUCAAGUGAAAUCUCCCAAUUACAUUGGUUUCUCCAUACACCUGAGCUGGAUUCUGUACAUCUUUUUAAAUGUUAUGUUUCCUCUGGUCAUGACAGGAAAAUUGAGUAACAGAAACAUCACCAGUCUAAAAGAUUUUGGAUACUGUUCUGUUGUUCGUCGUGACAAAACCACAGGCUUACUGUUUACAGCAUUGCUAACCUUCCCUGAUGCCCUGUGUGUGGGGCUCAUGCUCUGGGCCAGCAGCUCCAUGGUGCUCAUCCUGCACAGGCACAAGCAGAGAAUGCAGCAACUUCAUAAGACCAUCUCCUCCAGGUCUUCCCCUGAGUCCAGAGCCACCAAAACCAUCCUUCUCCUGGUGAGCACCUUUGUCUCUUUUUACACAACUUCCUGCAUCUGUCAGAUUUGUCUGGCUCUGAUUUCGAAUCCCACCUGGUUCCUGUUGAACACAACUGCAGUAAUCACUGGGUGUUUCCCAGCUGUCAGCCCCUUUCUGCUUAUGAGCAGCAACUCCAAUGCAUCCAAGCUCUGGCUCACUUGGAUAAGGAAUAGGAAAACCCUGUUACCAUGA